AUGUCCACUUUCUGCGUGGAAUUCCAUCCUUCCAAAGAGGAAAUCUUCCAGAAGAGUGAUGAUGAAUGUCGUGAGCACGCUGAACUCUUUAGAGCCGUCGGAGGUGUCUACUUUGAUGCGGACUUCCUGCCCAACGCGAAAUCUCUCGGAAAAAUUAUAACCGAUUUGGGGAAAGCGGAUUUCGAGAAUUUGAAUGACCCGUGGUACCCGCCGAGUCGAUUCUAUAAAAAUGGUUGGAGUGUCUAUGACAAUGCAUGGCCAUUCCACGUGACACAGGGACGGUUGGGCGACUGUUGGCUGGUGGCGGCGAUAAUGUGUUUGGCGAGAAGAAAAGACCUGUUGGAACAUAUUCUGCCGGAGAAAGAGUAUACGAGGGACUGUGGUAUUGUGCAGGUUCGACUAUUCGUCGACGGAAAAUGGGAGGUCAUAAAAAUCGAUUAUCACAUCCCGCAAGACGACGGACGUAUGCGUUUUUUAAGAAAUUCGACGAACCAAUUAUGGGCGGCGCUUAUCGAAAAAGCGUAUGCGAAGGUACUCGGCACGUAUGGACACCUCGUUGGCGGUCAUUCGAAUAAUGCGUUUCGAGUUUUCACCGGGAGUCAUGGAAGACGGAUUCCGUUUACGAAGGAUGCGGAUCCGGAUAAGAUGUGGGAGGACUUCAUUCGAUAUUACUCCUCGAACUCCCUAAUGGCCGCUGCGACACCAAAUUUCGAGAAGGACUCAGAAGGUGAGAAGCUUUAUGAAAACGUUGGAAUCGACAAUAACCACGCCUACCCGAUGCUCGAUUUCCAAGAGAUCGACGGUGGCCGUCACCGUCUAAUUCAGUUGGGAUGCUCGAAUUCCGAGAGGUGGAAAGGCAAGUGGUCCGAUCUUCCGGCAUAUCCUAAUGACGUCACUCACACCUUCACUGACGCCGAGCGCGCGGCGUGCGAGAAAAAAAUGUUCUGGAUCGAGAUCACUGACUUCCUCCAAUACUUUCACUGCCUCUACGUUUGUGAGUAUCGAUUGAAGUGGGCGGAGCAAUGUUUCACACAGCAUAUUCACAGGCAACCCGACGAUGAGACACAAAUCCUAAAAAUGAUUGUCAGGGAGCGACAGGAAUUUGUUAUUGAGGUUGGACGACGACAAGAUGAUCAUGGGAAACACACCCUAUUCCUGAAUAUCCACAAAUCGACGGGUGACAAUAAAUGUGGAGAAUUAUUGCUGACAUUCAAUGAAUAUUCUGAUAGAAUCUCGACUGAACAAUUCUAUUUGGACCCGGGCACCUAUUUUGUCGUUUUUUACAACUAUCCGGUUUACGAUCAACUCGAAAUUGUGAUAUUAGACUGGGUUGUCAGAAGCCCAAAACCAUUCGACACUACCGUAUCCCUGGAUUUCGUCGCUUUUCCGUUCUCCACUCUUAUCGAUAGUGUGCAACAAGUGAUACUGAAAUAUGGAAACGUUGAGAAACGAGAAGAGGACACUAUUGUGAUCUACAACUGGAAAAAUGCGGAAUGUUGUCUGAUUUUGGUGGAGAAUUUGAUGAAAUGGACACAUGUUAGAGUGAACGUCAAUAACAUGUCAAACUCUGAAAGCCUUGAUUACUGGACACUGAAAGAUAAAGAGAGAUGGUGGCCGGUACCGCCAUUAUCGAAAUGCAUUGUCGCCUAUUUUCAGAAUAGAAAAGUCGGUUUGCCGGCUGGUCACGUAAAAAUUGAGUACCAAAACAGUUCGUGGAUCUUCGGGCCAUUCGAUCGGAAAGAAUCGGAAACAAUCAAAUGUGAACUGCAAACUGUGAUAACUGUUUAA
This is a messenger RNA of Caenorhabditis remanei, 1788 nucleotides long. RefSeq lists its product as uncharacterized. The record is from RefSeq and is a predicted model, not a curated record. NCBI's taxonomy places the organism in Eukaryota, Metazoa, Nematoda, Chromadorea, Rhabditida, Rhabditidae. Gene Ontology annotation, biological process: proteolysis. Gene Ontology annotation, cellular component: cytoplasm. The transcript has 10 exons. The coding region runs from base 1 to 1788 and encodes 595 amino acids. Gene Ontology annotation, molecular function: calcium-dependent cysteine-type endopeptidase activity.